GCAUAGCUCAAUAUAUUAUUAAAGUUGAAACUCUUCUGGCAUUUUAAUUUGUGUCUGUGUGCCUAAUUCCCACCCACACACACUUACCAAUCUCUGCAUUCUCUGGUAACAAUCUAAGGAACAUGCCUGUGAGGGUAUUGGAGAACACCACACCUUCUCAGGUUUCAGGUGCAAAUUCGGGGCGGAGUUCAUUCCAAUCUUGUAGUCUUCUAGGAGUUGGGCAGGCCUUUUCUGGGACCCAGAAUGUUUCAAGCGCUCAAAAAGAUGAAGCAUGGAGAGUAAAUGUCCGUAUACAAGGAUGUGACCUUGAGCAUGGGUAUCUAUGUGGCACCAUGGAAGCACUUAAUGUUCCUAUGGCAGACACGCCAGUAGUAACAUUCUGGGAAGGGGAGAUUGUUGAUACCAAGAAUUAUACUUUCUUCACUGGCAAAUGGGAGGCAACACCAGAGGAUGAUAUAAGGCACUGGACUAAGUUUCCAUCUUUUUCUCCCCUAGUGGGCCAAGUCGAGGUUGACGGUGGCAAGUCUUUGGACCUAAGCAACUAUCCUCACAUAUUCAUGAGAUGGAAGGAGCAGUACUUUGUGAAUGUUGGAACUGACUGUGGGUUAACUAUAGCCGGCUUUUACUAUGUUUGUUUUUCUUGCAGUGAUGGCUCUAUCAGUGGAUUCUAUUACGAUCCCAACAGCAGCCCUUUCCAGAAGCUGGAGUUGAAAUCCACAAAUGAUGGAAGAUCAGGUUUCAGUUUUUCAUCAUAUGAGUUACAAUAAUAGAUUGUGACUCAUCUAACAUGUCAAAGUCCAUGUCUAAUUGAACUUCCUUGAAGUGUGUUAACAAUCAAUCAAGAACCUCUGGGAGAGUAUGCCAGAGCUCAAGACUGUCUGUUGUAUAUGAGUGGGAAAAUUUGGAAAGUUCAAGUUUACUGGGUUUGAAUCAGGUUUCAACCACUCUGAAUAUAUGCUUCUUGUAAAGCAGGAGGCCCAACACGGCUAUUACAAGCUGCAAAUAUAUUAUUAAAAUGUUAAAAGUAUGAUACAAUUUUUGUGGAACACAUUGAUAAAGAAUGACCUUGCUUGAUGGUGUUAUAGUUGCAAAUUGAAAUUUCAUUUUUAAUUCGUGUAUGUAUCAUGUAUCCCUCCUCUUAUUGAUUAAAAGUGAUUUUAACUCUCUACAAAAUGAAUUUAGUUGGAAUGAAUUGUUAG
Messenger RNA from Abrus precatorius (Indian licorice), 1199 nucleotides. Its product is annotated as glucose-induced degradation protein 4 homolog. The record is from RefSeq and is a predicted model, not a curated record. Gene Ontology annotation, biological process: negative regulation of gluconeogenesis; protein targeting to vacuole; proteasome-mediated ubiquitin-dependent protein catabolic process. Bases 123 to 767 code for a protein of 214 amino acids. The transcript is spliced from 8 exons. NCBI's taxonomy places the organism in Eukaryota, Viridiplantae, Streptophyta, Magnoliopsida, Fabales, Fabaceae. Gene Ontology annotation, cellular component: extrinsic component of membrane; GID complex.